CGGCUCCGCCUCCGCUGGGCCCUCCGGUGCUCCCCGGAACUCGCUCCGGCGUCGCUAGUUCCGCGGGGACCGGUCCGGUCUCUCUGAGCUCCCGGCUGCCCUCAGGGACCGGCCCGGCCCCGCUGAGCCCUCGGUGCCCGGCAUGGGGCUGCUGACCCAGCUAGUCCGCGGGCUGGUGCGCGGUGCCGACCGCCUGUCGCCGUUCACCAGCAAGCGCGGCCCGCGGAGCCACAACAAGGGCCGCGGCGCCAAGAAGGUGGGCGUGCUCACCCGCAACAAGAAGUUCCUCCUGGUCAGGGAGAUGGUGCCCGAGUUCGUCGUGCCCGACCUGACGGGCUUCAAGCUGCGGCCCUACGUGUCGUACCGCGCCGCCGAGGGCUCCGAGCCGCCCCUGACGGCCAAGCAGCUCUUCGACCAGGUGGUGGCUCCGCGCAUCCAGAAGGACGUGAAGGACGGCACGUUCGACCCCAACAACCUGGAGAAGUACGGCUUCGAGCCCACGCAGGAGGGCAAGCUCUUCCAGCUCUUCCCCAAGAACUACGUGCGGUAGGGAGCGGGAGAGCACGGGACAGGCUCCCUCACUGAACUUCAGAGCAAAUCCUUCUGCCUUGUUCUUCUGUAAUACCUGAUUUAAAUCCUGGUGAAGUGUGCGGUUUGAUUUCCCACCCACGACUGGUGAUCCCUCUGGGAGACAGCUGUGCCUGGUGAGCAGAGCCCUCUCGGGGGUUCCGAGGAUGAGGAUGACAUUUCUAAAUAAAAAGUACUGCAAAGUUUAAGAAUUAAACUUUAAAAAUUAAA
Molecule: messenger RNA, 798 nt
Organism: Passer domesticus (house sparrow)
Lineage: Eukaryota; Metazoa; Chordata; Aves; Passeriformes; Passeridae
Gene: MRPL41
Product: mitochondrial ribosomal protein L41
Exons: 1
Coding region: 143-550 (135 amino acids)
Biological process (GO): translation
Cellular component (GO): mitochondrial large ribosomal subunit
Molecular function (GO): structural constituent of ribosome
Source: RefSeq, a predicted model, not a curated record